UCGGGAACGUCGUCGCACAGCCGCAUACGACUGGCCAAUAAGGGCAUCCGGAGGGUCGAGAGCUACGGCUUCGGCGACCACUAUAUUCACCUCAAGAUCCGAGUCCCGCAAAAAUUGUCUCAAAAGCAAAAGGCGUUGGCCUUAGUGUUGGCUGAGUUGGACGAGUCAAAGACGAAGGGCACCAUUAAUGGCAUCAUUGAGACGACGCGCGGACGGGUAGCUGAGGGCGACUCAGAGCACGAGGAGCUCGUGAAUAAUAUACGCAACGCGUUGGAGGCGGAUGUGGAGGAGUCGGAGGACAGGGCGGCCGAUAAAAAGGAGUCCUAAUAGUGUAGUCAGCGAUUAGGAUAUGGUUUUUAAUUCACUGUUAUAUAAAUAUUAUCUUAAAUUUUG
This is a messenger RNA of Oppiella nova, 393 nucleotides long. Lineage: Eukaryota; Metazoa; Arthropoda; Arachnida; Sarcoptiformes; Oppiidae. The record is from the annotation of a GenBank genome assembly.